GAAAAAGAAGAAGACGACUAGGAAGCAGGAAGUGCAUCAGCAGGCGUCGAAUAACAAGAAGAAGAAGAAGAAGGAGGAAGCUGAAGCUGAAGACGACGUUAAAAAAUGGAGAAGCUCGUAGAGAUCGCGUAGGAGAAGAGCUCGCGUUCCACCCGAGAGUCAGCAGGAGAGCAGCUGAAUAUCUGCCCCACCGCUCCAUAUUUACCCUUUUAACCCCCCCCUACCCUGUAUUUCCCACCCCGCUACUCCUGUCCUCUACAUCCUGUAGGUGAGUAACUUCACCUUCUCACUCCCUACACAAGAGCACUACUGAGGGUGUGAGACAGCGGCACGUGCACUCCGUCACAGUGCACUCUCUGUACAAUAAAGAGGAGCGAUGGAUAAGACCCUGAGCAGCAGUGCGGCAGUGGUCCAGGUGUGUUUCCCCAACGUGCGAGCACAAGUGCUGGACAACCUGAACCGCCAGCGAGAGGAAGGACGUCUGUGUGAUCUGUCCAUCCAGGUUCAGGGGCAAGUGUUCAGGGCGCAUCGGUGUGUGCUGGCGGCAUCCUCGCCGUACUUUCACGACCAGGUGCUGCUGAAGAACGUGAGCACGGUGUCUCUACCGUCUGUCAUGGACCCUCUGGCCUUCGAAAGCGUCCUGAAUUCAGCCUACACGGGCCAGCUGAGCAUCGUGCGUGAUGACAUUGUCAACUACGUCACAGUGGCCAGCUUCCUGCAGAUGUGGCACAUCGUGGACAAGUGCACAGAUAUCCUUAAGAGAUCACGAUCUUUGACCCAAGCCAGCUCGGGUGUAGAGUCCGGCAACUCUAGGCACCAAAGCCCCAGCAGUUCGGAUUGCUGCCUGGCCGAAACCGACGAGCAGAAGAAGCCCCUUGGAGUAGAAUGUGCCACUCUUCCACCUCUGGCCACCUGGAGAAGGCCACAGCAAGUGCCCCAGCAGGGCAAAUGGGGCAAAUCCAGAUUGUUUCUGCCACCCCAGCACAGAGCAGAGUCUCCCCCAUCUGGGGAAUUAGAGCGGCCAUGUAGCCCUGAGGCUGCGAACGAAAAACGCAACUGGAUGCGCUCUCGUCUCCGGGAUAACAGGGAGGUGGACGAGGAUGACAGGAGGCGAGGGGAGAGGUGGAUGGAGGCAGAUGAAGGUGUGGGGGAGGAAUCGGAGUUGGAGGAUGAGGAGCGACGGGCCGGAGGCUGUGGCUCAGGGGCAACUCUUAAAAAGGAGGGAGAGACGGGGGGAGAGGGUAAAGAAAGGGGCAAAGAUCAGGACGAAGGGUUUCUGCCGGCAGCUCAGGACGCACAGGAAGUGCUGGUUUCUGCUCACUGUUCCCUUUCUGCACGCGCUCAGUGGCAGCCGGCAGCCGAUUGGCCGACGGAGCAGUGCGCAAAGUUAAUGGAGGAUGGCGACAAGGACGUUGAGGAAGUGGACUUCGGACGAUUUGCAGAGGGAGGAUUUGAGGGAGAGACCUAUGACGAGAUCGAGGACGGGACUGGACAGGUUUCUCAGAGGCCUUUGCUUCCUGUGUCUCCUGGAAAUGCUGGAGGUGGAGUGGACUUUGUGCUAGGGCCUUCAGAGCUUUCGUGGACAUCAGGUGCCCUCUCAUCCCCGUCUGUCCCCCCUUCCUCCUCUCCCGUGCCCUCCUCCUCGUCUCCGCCCUCCCUCACACCCUAUGCAGGCAAAGUGCACUUCUGCCACUGCGGUAAAGCCUUUACCCUGAAGAGCAUGCGAGACCGCCACGUCAAGAUGCAGCACCUGAACCUGCGCCCCUUCGCCUGCCCCGUCUGCGCCAAGAGUUUCAAGAUGAAGCACCACCUGACCAAGCACGUAAAGACACACGGCGCUUUGCGACCUUACGAGUGCUCCUUCUGCGGCAAGAAGAUCAUCUGGAGGGACAGUUUCCUCAAACACCAGGCGCGCUGCCAACACCUCGCCAGCAGGUCAGCUUGCGCCGACGAGUCCGGACAGGACGAGACGGAGAUGGAGUACGAGGGUUUCCCUGGUGAGGGACAGGUAAAGAUGGAGCAAGCGGAGCAUGAUGGAGUUCAAUUGGAUCACGUUCUCAAGGAGGAAGAUGGAGGCAGCUACACUUGAUCAUAUCGAUAAUAAAAUUAUGUGAUCCUGUAGAUGUGAUGAAACAUCUUCAUGGCUUCAUAGUCCAGCAGUGCAAGACAACAUCAGCUGCUCUUUUUCAAAUCUCCAUCAGUGUUUGUGAUCGAUCGAGUCCUAUCUUGACCCCGCAGAAGAAACUUCUAAAGACUUUACACAUCAUAUCCUUUAAGGUCCAGGUUCGAGAACAUUUUUUUAAAAUAUAAUUUAUUGUGCAGUUUUAGGCUUUAAAAGAAAUCCCUGCUGAGUGCUUCAUCCAUCAUCAGGGUUCCUGAGGAGAUCGGGAACAGUGUAUCUGUUGUAUCUACUGCUGUGGUUUUCGUGUUUUACUUUUCAAUUUAAUUACUUUUUUUAAGAGCGAGUUCUAAUUUUUAUUUUAAUGGCGAUUUCUUUUCUGUUUUUGAAACAUGUAAAGUGGAUUUUUUGUGCUUUCUCACUGUGAGUGGGUCAAUAAUGAAAUGCAAGCGAUCACUAAUUAGACCACCGGAUUAUUAUAAACACGUUCCCGUUGUAUAGUAGUUAAUUAACCCGACAAAUGAAACUCGGGUGUGGGUGAGUGUGAGCGCCGUGAAGGAAGGAACUGGAAGGAACAUUAGUGCUAGCUUACUGCUUAAGGCGUUAGACUUUAGAUCAGAGUUCAAAUCCCAGCCUCACCAAGCUGCCACUCCUGGGCCCCUGAACAAGGCCCUUAAACCAUCCACUGUUCAGUUGUAUGACAGAAUAAAGACAUGUCGCUCACAUUACAAUACAUAAUGUACCAACAUGGUGGUGCAAGUUUUGAGAUGAAUACAACUUUUUUGUUUGCUUGUUUUUAAGGAAACUACUUUUUAACAUUUGUGAGUGUGUGUAUAGAAACAUUUAUCUUUUUACGUCAAAUUUUACGCCUGUAUAACCAGAUCUGCCGUGUUUUGAGUGCGCUAGUCUGAGGUAAUACUCCAAAAUAUGCCAAAAUGCAGUCUUCUUGUUUUAUUACUAAUAAAACAACUGAAGAGACGAUCAAUAUAUGCAUCUUGAAUGACUUAUUAGGAGUUAAUUAGAACUCACUUAUGUUAGCCGAUACACGAUUGAAGCCCCACCCCCUUUACCUCCCCCAGUUCUAGAUUGGAUAAGCUGGUGCUUACAGUAAAUGGGAACAUUUAAAGUGUAUUAUUAUGGAAUAAAAUCAUAUCUUCUCUAACAUUAGACAAGUGUAUAUUUGUUAUAAAAAGAUUGAUUUAUUUGAGGUGCUGGUAGAGAUUUUAGCCUCGAACAACGGCUAAAGCAUCAGAGACGUCACCUUCGGACUGGACUUCAUGUCACUUUUAGUCAUUGUUGGACUUCUGAUUAGAAGGCCAUGAGUAUAAAAUCUCAGCACCACCAAGCUACCACUGACUGGCCCUUGAGCAGGGCCUUUAAUUCUCAGCUGUAUGUCGCUUUUGAUAAGGGUCUUAAAAUUCAUAUCACAUGAAGACACGCCCUGGUAUAACCUCUUAAAUAAAAAAAUGAGGAUGUGCUGAUUUUACUUGCUGAGGGUUUGACCCAUCAUCUCAUUUUAUACAACACGUUUUCAAAACCAUAUCAGAUCACCAUAAAAUCCGAAGCGGUCUAAACAUUGAACAUGGUGUAUUUUAGCAUUGGUGCGUGGUGUCAUAUCCGGUUACCACCGUAUUUGCAGCAGGAAUCUGUAGAACCUUUUAUUCUGAGCACCCCAAUGCAUCACCGAUGGUCUCAUUUUGUGAUUUUACUUAUUUAUUUAUAUUUAUACACUGAUGAUAUUCAGUAGCUCAUCAAUGUUCUGAUGCAAAACCAGCAAUGGUGUAAGAUUGCUCUUUCUUUUUUUAAUGGAAGCUGUUUGAUGUUGAUUGAUGGAACACAGGGUAGAGAUUUAAUAAAGCAAUAGGAGCCAAGUGUAGAGAUUAUAUGUAAAUAAAAGUGAGUAAAAUGGCUUCUUGAGCAACGAUGGCCAGUGUGGGAUGUGAUUUGGCUGAGGAACCCAAGAGGAAAUAUGAAGAGUAUAAUGGCAUAACUGAUGAUUUUAUUUACAGAGAUUUGUUGUUUAACCCAAAACAUAAAACAUUCCCUGCUGUUUGUUUUGAUAUCUUCAUAUGAGGGUCCAGGGUAUAGUCAGUGUUUAGAAUGAGUUUCUGGACUUCAUCGCAUGGGACAUUGGUCAUGCUGACGGUCCAGUUACCGUCCAGAUACGAAGUGUAAAUAACUGUACAAAGCAGACACCAGAACCGACCUGAUGAAGAACAUGCAAGGUUUCCCCCCCAAACCAUCCCAAUCCAGGCAUAGUUCUGGAAGUUCAUCAUGGGCUCCACUUUCAGAGCCAGAACAGGAUGAAAUGGAGGACUUCAAUUUAUUAAUGACUUGUCACGUAAUGAAUUUGCUUGUACACACGAGUGCUUGAUUACACACUGAAUAAACAUCCACAAUCAACAAAA
This is a messenger RNA of Silurus meridionalis, 4527 nucleotides long. It is a transcript of the gene zbtb22a, whose product is annotated as zinc finger and BTB domain containing 22a. Lineage: Eukaryota; Metazoa; Chordata; Actinopteri; Siluriformes; Siluridae. The coding region runs from base 377 to 2089 and encodes 570 amino acids. Gene Ontology annotation, molecular function: DNA-binding transcription factor activity, RNA polymerase II-specific; protein binding; RNA polymerase II cis-regulatory region sequence-specific DNA binding. Gene Ontology annotation, biological process: regulation of transcription by RNA polymerase II. The record is from RefSeq and is a predicted model, not a curated record. The transcript has 4 exons.